GUUUUGGUCUUAACACUUGCAAGCAUGAAAUAAUUAUGUCAUAUACAGUUUUCGUGAUUGAAUAUCGAUGACUAGGGAUUUUUCUUGCAACUACAAGCAUAUCAAUCCAUGGGCAUUUUUCCAUUUCUACGAAAAAAUAUGAGUUCCAAAGGUGUUGAUGAGCAGUGCCUGGGAUGGGCGGCAAGAGAUGCAUCCGGAGUUUUAUCACCUUACAAAUUCAGUCGCAGGAAUCUUGGGAACGAAGAUGUUCAUAUUAAAAUUACACACUGUGGUGUUUGCUACGCUGAUGUAGUUUGGACAAGGAAUAAACAUGGCGACUCAAAGUAUCCUGUUGUGCCUGGUCAUGAGAUUGCUGGGAUUGUGACAAAGGUUGGCCCUAAUGUCCACCGUUUCAAUGUUGGUGACCAUGUUGGAGUGGGGACUUAUGUCAACUCUUGUAGGGAUUGUGAGUAUUGUAACGAAAAACAAGAAGUUCUUUGUACCAAGGGAUCAGUAUUCACUUUUAACGGUGUUGAUUUUGAUGGUACAAUAACAAAAGGAGGAUACUCAAGUUACAUAGUAGUCCAUGAGAGGUACUGCUUCACGAUACCAAAAAACUAUCCAUUGGCUUCAGCAGCUCCUUUGCUUUGUGCUGGGGUUACUGUUUAUUCUCCUAUGGUGCGCCACAAGAUGAAUCAACCUGGAAAAUCUCUUGGGGUGAUUGGUCUUGGUGGCCUUGGUCAUAUGGCAGUGAAAUUCGGAAAGGCAUUUGGUUUGAGUGUAACAGUUUUUAGCACUAGUUUGUCCAAGAAAGAAGAGGCACUGACCUUGCUUGGUGCAGACAAAUUCGUUGUUUCAUCUAAUCAAGAGGAAAUGAAGGCGUUGGCUAAAUCGCUGGACUUUAUAAUCGACACAGCAUCCGGUGAUCACCCAUUUGAUCCUUACAUGUCACUUUUGAAGCCAUAUGGUGUUUUUGUCUUAGUUGGUUUCCCUAGUGAAAUCAAAUUCAGCCCUGCAAGCCUUAAUAUAGGAUCAAAGACUUUUGCCGGAAGCAUUACAGGUGGUACAAAAGAUACACAAGAGAUGAUUGACUUCUGUGCUGCAAACGAUAUUCACCCAAAUAUAGAGGUGAUUCCAAUCGAGUAUGCCAAUGAAGCUCUUGAGAGGCUCGUAAAUAGAGACGUCAAAUACCGUUUUGUAAUUGAUAUUGCGAACUCCCUAAAAGAAAAUUAAGAAGUUGCUUGCAAAAGCAGACAUCAUUGGAGUUUAUCAUGUUCAAAAGGUGGUGCUGAAACGUUGUCGUUAGAGGCACCAAGUGGGCUAUUAUGAGAAUGAGGGAUCCCUUAAACACCGCUCCCCUGUUCCUAAGUCGGUUGAUGAGCCUGAUGCCCCUCGGGCGUCAACGUCGCCGGAGAGCAGGCGAUGAGAGUUAUACCUUUGUCAUCGGGAAAGCUAUGUUGGUGGCAGCCGCUUGCGGGCUGGUAGGGAUGCUCUGUCUUUACAACGACGGUGUUAUUGUUUUUCUUUCUUUCGAAAUCCAAGAGGAUGGUGUACUGAGAUCAUCAACGCGUCUGAUGUAUCAGCUUUUUCACAAAGUUAUGGAUUAAACCACAUCAAAUGUAAUCCCAGACACGGUUCUUCUGUUAUAUUCCUGAAACCAUCUUCUUCGAAAGUUUUGUGGUAGGUUCGUGGAGUAAUUCCGUUGUAGAACUUUUCCAAGUAAGGCAUAGAUGUCAACACCGAAUAAAUUAAUCAAUCCUAAGUAUUUGGAUCAUGGCGUAAAUGGAUAGAACAAAAGGGGUGACGACGUUGAGAUUGAAAGAGGCGGUGGAAGAAGCUUCCUCUCUACGCUUGCUUUCUUCUCUUCACUUCAAGAGAUAAGGGGAGACAGAGGUUGGAUAGAAUCGUCGAACGGUGUGGUCAUUAGAUUUUCCGACGGUGUUUGCCGGCAAGUGCACUAAGGCAUGGUGAUACCGGUCACUUUUCAGCUCCACUUUUGAAGAUUACGGUAUUGACUUUUCCAGCAAAGUCUUGCGUACGUUUUGGCACACUGAUAUUGCAUCGUCCUCCAGAAUAUGUGGUUGAAAGCUUGAACAGGUUGGAGAGAUCUUUUCCCCAGCUAUAUGGAAAUUUAACUCUUUCUUCGGCAUGCAUGAAGAGAACUUCUCAUUUGAUUAGAGAUUUUACUAUGAUCCUUUUUCCAUCUUUUCUUUGAUGAGGGGCCCUGCAAACUGAAUUGUUUGUGAAAAUCUACCUCAUGUUGUUAUUGGAGGGAGACAUGCUAUUGCCUCUUGUGAAUUGCACCGAUAUUCAUAGUUAUAUUUCAUAUAACUUUUUGACGUGUCAUGUAUGAUAAAUACAUGCCUCGGUUACAACAA
Vigna radiata var. radiata (mung bean) is the source of this 2357-nucleotide messenger RNA. Its product is annotated as probable cinnamyl alcohol dehydrogenase 1. Lineage: Eukaryota; Viridiplantae; Streptophyta; Magnoliopsida; Fabales; Fabaceae. The transcript is spliced from 8 exons. The record is from RefSeq and is a predicted model, not a curated record. Gene Ontology annotation, molecular function: zinc ion binding; oxidoreductase activity, acting on the CH-OH group of donors, NAD or NADP as acceptor. Bases 109 to 1212 code for a protein of 367 amino acids.